AUGGACGCUUAUCCUUUCCCAAGGACUCCCAAGACCCCUGGCUUUGAUCCGGACCUGUCGCCAAUUGACUCUGGAAGUCAACCUCAGGAUGGAUCACAGUACAAGCAGGCCUCGUUGUCUGAUCUGUAUGCUGAGGCAUACCCCUUGGCGGUCCAGGCGGUCCAGGAGGAUGCUAAUGGUGACCAUCAUACGGCGAGACUCCUUUACUGCGAAGUGUGCGAGAUAUUCAUCAAGAUUAUGAAGCUGCUACCACCAGGAGAGGAAAAUGACCAAGUGCAAAGGAAGUCGAACCAAUACACCAGCAGAGCCGAAGCGAUCUGGGAGUCAAGGAGUGCUAGCACUGGACCCGUUAAGGAUAUCAAAGAGCUGCCCGCCUACGAGAAGCUUGCUCAAGAGGCACAGUUUGCGUUUGAACAGGCGGUCGCAGAACAGGAGAAGCAACAUGAGCUGGGCGCACUGGACUUCUACACGGACUGCGCAGAUCUCUUUUGGCAGGCCUGGAAAGGUGCGCCGGAGGGUCCGAUCAAGGAUGGGCUCAAACAGCAACUGAGCGAUGUCAUGUCCAGGGCAGAGGAUCUAAAAGGCGUCUCUGUCAACCUAGUCCCAGAACUGAAGGUCAAGUCUAGUUCGACACCAGUGAUCUCGGGACCAUCUAAUUUGACGCGCCAGGAACUGGAGGUCCUCAAAACAACUAUGUUGAUCAACAACAAAAAAUACCAUCCCUGGAGCGACUCGGAUGUCAAGGACUUGCUGCGAGAGAAGGGCCCUUUCACGGAUCCGGACGGUAUGCUGCCUCUGUCCGACAAACAAACAUCUAAAUUUGGAUCGUGGAAGCGAGUCUCGCAGAUCAUGGAGAACCCCAAGAUGAUUUGUCUGAUUUCCAGUACCAGUAUCGUCCAGGAUAUCGUGACAGAUUGCUCCUUUGUCGCAAGUCUGUGUGUUAGUGCCAGCUACGAGCGACGAUGGAAGAAGCAGCUCAUUAGAGCGUGUAUAUACCCCAAGAACAAGUUUGGCGAGCCAUGCUAUAACCCUCACGGAAAAUACCUCGUGAAACUCACCUUCAAUGGAAUCGCCCGGCGCGUCGUGGUGGACGACUACUUGCCAGUGUCAAAGUCAGGAACGCUCAUGUGCACAUUCUCCACAAACAAGAACGAGUUGUGGCCCAGUAUCAUCGAAAAGGCUUACAUGAAACUCAUGGGAGGCUACGACUUUCCUGGGUGGAUUCCGGAGCAUUUGUUUAUCAAGGAAUCCAAUUUUGAUAUGGAGAAGCAAUGGAAGCGCAUGGUGAACGGACAACGAAAUGGCGUGGCGCUGGUCACUAUCGCAACAGGACAUAUGACGGACGAGGAAGCAGACCGCCUGGGACUCGUGCCAACCCACGCGUAUGCAGUCUUAGACCUGAAGGAGGUCCAGGGACUGCGGUUACUUCAGGUUAAGAACCCCUGGAGUCACAAGCGUUGGAAGGGACCCUUCAGUCAUCUGGAUGCAGACCAUUGGACGGACGAGUUGAAGGCAGAGCUGAACUUUGACCAGUUUGCGGCCUUGAAAAACGAUGAUGGCAUCUUCUGGAUCGAUUAUGAGUCUGUCUGUUCGACUUUUGAUACCAUCCACAUCAACUGGAACCUCGAGACCCUCAACCACCGCGCCGUCAUCCAUGCGCCAUGGCCGUGCAAUUAUGGGCCAAAGCGGGAUAACUACAACCUUGGAUAUAACCCACAGUUCACCCUGGCGACCAACGUCAAAGGGUCUCGCCCUUGCGGCAUCUGGCUGCUGCUCUCAAAACACAUCACAGUGACUGAGGAGAACAGGGACUUUAUCACACUGCAUGUCUUUGAUGUGCAAAAGCAGCAACAGAAUCAGGCAUCACUACUGUCCCCAACGACUCCUCUCAGCGCCGUUUCUUCUACGACUCCUACCUCAGCAACACCAGGAUCAUUUGUUUCCACCCGGAGUCGUGGCACGAGGAUCUACUAUGAGGGCAACUCGAUGAUCAAGGGCAUGUACGUGAACAGCCCUCAUAUCUUGGUCCGCUUUGAGGUCCCUCCAGGACAGAACGAGUACACGAUUGUGCUGUCGCAGCAUGUCAAGACAAGGGAUCUGCACUUUACACUGAGGGCUUAUGCUGUCUGUGAGUUUGAGCUCCGAGAAAUUCCAAACAAAUAUGCGUUUGAGAAGAAGUACGAAGAUGGAUGGACGGAAGAAACAGCAGGAGGAAGCAGUUACAAUGCAGGCUUCCUGAACAACCCUCAGUACCGUCUGGUGGUUCCUGUUCUGCCAGCACCCCAGAUAACUACCUCGGUGCUGUUCAUGUUGGAGUCGCCCAAGGAUUUCGCAGCCCACGUUCAGCUCGUCAACUCUCAGGGCAAGCGCGUCUCAUGCGUGUGGACGAAAGAUAUUAUCGCCCAGUCAGGAGAAUACCGCCAUGGUUUCUGCUACUGUGAAGCCAACGACCUGCGACCGGGGCAAUACACGGUGGUGGUGUCGACAUUUGAUCCAGACCAGAUCGGAAAGUACAAGCUGACGCUCCAAUCACACAUCGACCUCUCCCUCACACCCAUCCCGAUCGAGGGAGCUGGCAUGUUCAAGAAGAUUUUGAAGGGCGAGUGGGUGUUGGGAGUGAGUGCGAUGGGAUGGCACCACCACCAGAGUUUUAGUUAUGCCAAGAACCCGCAUUUCCUAGUCCCUAUCACCGAAAUGACUACUUUCAUGGUGCGGUUGCAGACACCAGAGAUGACGAAUCCGUCGAUGCCAAAGACAAACAUUACGAUAUUUGAACGACUGGAUGAGGGUGUCCUUGGACGGGAAGUAUGUUCUUCGGGACCCUAUGCCUCUGUCCCUCAAGGUGUUGCCACAGAAGCCAUCACUCUGUUGCCAAACCAAUAUGGCUACCUUGUUGUUGUGUCGACUCUGGAACCGGGCAUUGCAGGAAGGUUUGUCCUGUACGCUUUCAGUGAUCGGUCUUUGGAUAUUGAGGCUGGUGGAGGGGUGUCGUCGCCGAAUGUGAGCAUGAAUGGGACGUCGUCUUCGUUGAGGUCGUUGUCGCUUUCGUCGAGUGGUGGUGGGCGGUCCGGGUCGGUGUCGGGUGGUAGCAGCGGUGGAGGAGGAGGAAGGUAUGAGAGUCAGCGGCCGUCGGCGAGGUUUAGACGACAAUUUGGGUCUGGCUCGUCUGGGCAGGGAGCUAGUUAG
This is a messenger RNA of Linnemannia hyalina, 3186 nucleotides long. The record is from the annotation of a GenBank genome assembly. NCBI's taxonomy places the organism in Eukaryota, Fungi, Mortierellomycota, Mortierellomycetes, Mortierellales, Mortierellaceae.